AUGCAACAUGUGAUUGCGUUGCUGAAGCGCCACGUUCAGCAGGCCAACUACUCGAGAAUUAUGUCCCGCUCUCAGUCCAAAACCCACCGCAUUUUUGAAAAGGAAGGGUGGGUUUGGCGAAUUUCUCUCCCCGCAGUACCAUUACACAGCCUUCCAAAAUGA
This is a messenger RNA of Plasmopara halstedii, 162 nucleotides long. RefSeq lists its product as uncharacterized. The coding region runs from base 1 to 162 and encodes 53 amino acids. The transcript is spliced from 2 exons. The record is from RefSeq and is a predicted model, not a curated record. NCBI's taxonomy places the organism in Eukaryota, Oomycota, Peronosporomycetes, Peronosporales, Peronosporaceae.